Molecule: messenger RNA, 447 nt
Organism: Symbiodinium natans
Lineage: Eukaryota; Dinophyceae; Suessiales; Symbiodiniaceae
Source: the annotation of a GenBank genome assembly
AUGCUAUGGUGGCCAUCAAGACCAGCGGCCCUUGAGGUCCCACAACCCAUCCACCGACAUCGUCUUCCCAGAGGGGCAGCUGAGCUCCUGGAAUGGAGCGAAACGGAGGAUGAGACAGUGGGGCCCCCGGCCUCAAAGAGGCAACGGACAGAAAAGACGGCCUCUGGUGAUGGCCAGCAGCAGAUUGACGGCCCCACGAAGGAGCCGAGGACACCUCAGCAAUGGGUGCUCCGUGCAGCGGACACCAGCCAGAUCAUCGACCUGGACGAUUACAAGGAGCCGAAGAAGGCAUCAGAGUCCCCCGCAGCGCCGGCACUCACAUCCAAUCAGAUGUGCAAGGCCUUCUUACAUGACCUCAGGGCACUACGACCGGCAGACCAAAGACGGCGAGCCCAUAAGCUCCUCCAGCACUGGGAGGCAAUGGAAGAACGACUUGGAAAUGACUAA